Bathycoccus prasinos is the source of this 1317-nucleotide messenger RNA. RefSeq lists its product with no specific name. The transcript is spliced from 11 exons. Bases 1 to 1317 code for a protein of 438 amino acids. Lineage: Eukaryota; Viridiplantae; Chlorophyta; Mamiellophyceae; Mamiellales; Bathycoccaceae. The record is from RefSeq and is a predicted model, not a curated record.
AUGAGGAAUUUAAAGGAUCUAAAUUUGAAGCGGUGGAGACUGUUAUCUUUUCAUAAUGGAAUGAGUAACUAUCAAGAAUACUUGAGUAAUCAAGGUCAGAUAAGAAUGAACUCCGCGAAAUUUUUCAAGAAGGCAAAUGUGAAAGUAUUCGCAGCUCCUGCUGAGAUUUAUAUGGCCGUUCUUGAAUCAAAGUUUCUCCCUUUCGACGAGCAGGUCAUACAGGAGUAUUCACAAUUGAGUAGAAAAUUGGAUGAGAAUAAUACCAUAGUAACGGUGAGAUUUAAAUACGAUGUCCAGUCGAUUUUUAAGAAAAAUUCUGGCCAUUGUUUUCUACGUACGAUUUAUCCAAGGGAAGACGGUUCCUAUCUGAUAUCGUUUCAGUUCAGUAAGACAAACAUGGUUGAAAUCUUUAUUUCUUCAAUAUUCAUCUUUUUGACUGAUAUUCUAUGUGUUCAGGUUUACAGCUCAACCAGAGGUAUCGAAGGCUUCCAACUUUUAUAUGAACUUUCUCCCUCCGUGAUAUACUGUAAUGGUAAAAUAAAUGUUAUUUCGGUGGUAUCAUGUUAUAUUGCGAUUGAUGGAACGGAAGCAUAUCAAAUUCAUGAUGAUCUCCCAAUGAAUUUUUUAGGAGUGCUUUCUUCUCGUCUCCAAAAUUUUAAUAUGAAGGGGACCUUACCUACUCAUUUUUGGAGUGUCCCAAGUGCAAGCGAUUUUUCCAUUCGAGGUAGGAACUAUCUACAAGAUCGGAAAAAAAUUCCUGCCAAAGAACCAUUCGGAGAACUUAUUGCCGUCGAUUGGUUAUUCGACGACCGAAAAAUAUCUGAUGUCUGUUCACUUCCGCAUGGCACAUUCAAAUCUUCUCUUGAGAAAUAUUGCAAUGCCAAAUCUAUCAUAUUUGCAAUUAAUCUUCAAGUUCCAGCUGGUCCUCGCCACUUUUCUCUUGUCUUUUAUUAUAAGAUUGAAGCGGAAGUGAUGGAGGGAGCUAUGAUUCAAAAUUUUGUCUCCUGUGACGAUAAGUAUCGGAACUCUCGAUUCAAGCUCAUUCCGAAUGUUUCAACGGGCCCCUGGAUUGUGCAGAGCUCAGUCGGACGUAAACCUCUCAUAGUUGGAGGCGCACUGCGGGUGGAAUAUCACAAGGAAGCUCAAUAUUUUGAAGUAGAUAUCGAUAUAGGGAGCAGCGCUAUUGCAUGCAGUAUCGUGAGAUUUUUAUGUGCGUUUGCUUGUGGUAGAUCUAUGUUUUCUUAUAGAAGCUCAGUCAGAAGAGGAAUUACCGGAAAAGUUACUUGGAUCUGUAAGAAUAAUACACUUGGAACCUAA